Molecule: messenger RNA, 2139 nt
Organism: Neltuma alba
Lineage: Eukaryota; Viridiplantae; Streptophyta; Magnoliopsida; Fabales; Fabaceae
Product: receptor like protein 21-like
Exons: 2
Coding region: 1-2139 (712 amino acids)
Molecular function (GO): protein binding
Source: RefSeq, a predicted model, not a curated record
AUGGUGUAUGUUGCAGGAGGCCUGUGCAAUUUGAAGAAUCUUUCAUUAUUGGAUCUUAGCGACAAUGAAUUGGAGGGGCAACUCCCUCCAUGUCUUGGCAAUUUGACAUCCUUAAAUACGCUUUAUCUUUCACGAAAUCGUUUUGAAGGAACUUUUCCUUCCUCACUCUUUCAUUCUUUGAGGUCUCUAACAGCUCUUUUGCUUACUGAUGACAAUUUCAACGGCUUAUUUUCACUCUCUUCACUUGCCAACAACUCCAACCUCAAAGUCUUUUCCAUUAUAUGCUCUCACACCAACCUGAGGCUUGAAACAGAGAAUCCCCCAUUUAUCCCUUCCUUCCAAUUGAGGUCUUUCAAAAUCCGCAACUGUACUCUGAAUGAAGCCAAUGCUAAAAGAAUGCCUACCUUUCUUCUUCAUCAAUAUGACUUGCUACAUCUAGAACUUACCAACACAAACAUUUCAGGGGCCUUCCCGUCCUGGCUUUUGGCAAACAACACAAAAUUGACUUAUUUCAAUCUGAGCCGCAGCUUGUUCACUGGUCCUUUUGAAUUCAAUUCCACCUCAAAACUGCUUCAAAUGGAGUCUUUUGAUAUUUCAUCAAACCCCAUUAGAGAUGAAAUCCCUUCUCAUGUUGGCUUCAUUUUUCCCAACUUGAUCUCUCUUAACAUGUCUUCAACUUCAUUGCGAGGUUGCUUCCCAGCUUCAAUAGGUGAAAUGAGACAACUGAAUGAUCUCGACUUGUCAGAUAAUAAUUUAUCUGGUUACUUGCCCCAAGAAUUUGGUCAAGGUAACAAUGAAUUGAGGUUUUUGAAGUUGUCAAACAACCACCUCAGCGGCCCAUGUCUUCCCAUAGGAUCAAAUUUCACAUCUUUGUUGUUAUUAGAUCUCAACAACAAUAACUUCAAAGGAAAGCUUGAAGGUGCGGUCAUGAAUAGUACUGAAUUAAGAAUGUUGGAUAUUAGUGCCAACCAACUAUCUGGUGAAUUACCUAGCUGGAUUGGAAACCUUCAACAUUUGAGUUACCUCAUUUUGUCAAAGAAUUCUUUAACAGGUUCACUACCAGAAAGCUUUUGCAACUUGACCGAACUUACAUGUCUAGACCUUUCUAAAAAUAAAUUCAAUGGCUCUUUGCCAAUUUGUCUAAAUUUUUCAAAGUUGAAGUACUUGCAUUUGGAGAGCAACCAUUUCAUGGGACUUCUACCUUCCACUAUAGCCAAUUUCCCUUUAUUGUUGACUUUAAAUUUGAUGAAUAACAAUUUUUCCGGUCAACUUUCAAGAUUGAAUGGCUCAUUUUUGAGUUUAAGGGUCCUCAUGUUAAAAGGAAACAAACUUGAAGGCUCUAUUCCUACCCGUUUAUGCGAGCUCAAGAACAUCAGGUUAUUAGAUCUUUCUCAAAAUAAGCUUUCUGGAGGCAUCCCAUAUUGCUUGAAUAACAUCACAUUUGGAAAGAUAGAUGCACCAAGGGAAAAGGAAAUAGGACAUUUUACUGUGUCAUGGACUACAAGAUUUUCAAAUUUUCAAUUUAACUCUCUGACCGGUGAAGUUUCCAUACCAAAAGAGAAAGAAAAUUUUACACUGUAUAAAGACCAAGAAGUAGAUUUUACAACAAAAAGCAGGUAUGAAUCUUACAAAGGAAGCAUUUUAAAUUUCAUGUCUGGGAUGGAUCUCUCAAGUAAUCAAUUGAUAGGUGAGAUUCCUUCACAAAUUGGAUACCUAGGCAGUAUCCAUGCAUUAAAUUUGUCAAACAAUCGAUUGAAAGGGCCCAUUCCAGAAACAUUUUCCCACCUCAAGCAGAUAGAGAGCCUUGAUCUUUCAAGCAACAUAUUGACAGGUCACAUUCCUAAAGAACUAAUUCAGUUGUACUCCUUGUCCGUCUUCUCGGUGGCUCAUAACAAUCUAUCGGGAAUGACACCUGACAUGAAAAAUCAAUUUGCAACUUUUGAUUCAACCAGUUAUGAAGGGAACCCUUUUCUAUGUGGUCCGCCUCUGCAGCAAAAUUGCUUAAAAGCUGGAAGAAACAAGCAACCUCAUGAUCAUUUGGAAGGGGAUGACUUUCGAGAUGCCUUCUUAUGGAGUUUUGCUGGAGCAUUUGGGAAUGAGGUUGGAUCAGCUUCGGAUUUUGAUGAGCCUGGUCUGUGA